Messenger RNA from Sphaerodactylus townsendi, 1517 nucleotides. RefSeq names its product nitrilase 1 (gene NIT1). The record is from RefSeq and is a predicted model, not a curated record. Gene Ontology annotation, molecular function: hydrolase activity, acting on carbon-nitrogen (but not peptide) bonds, in linear amides. The transcript is spliced from 7 exons. Lineage: Eukaryota; Metazoa; Chordata; Lepidosauria; Squamata; Sphaerodactylidae. The coding region runs from base 70 to 1146 and encodes 358 amino acids.
CAGAGUUCUGUGGAAUUCCUUGUUAGUGAAUGCUGAAUAGGCUACUGCUUUAGUUGCCCCCUUUAAAUUAUGUAUUUGUUUCCCCCUUUGGCACAGCAGUCUGAUGCACAGGGAUGCAAUCGGCUGAGAAGAGCGAUCCAGAAACCUGUGCAGACCUUUCUCGAGGGCUUCUUCCUUCCCAGGUGGUGGCAGCAAUUUUGGCAGAUUAAAAGUCGAACCCCAGGCCUCAAACUCUCUGCUGCCCCCUGUGGAUUCAAAGCCAUGUCUGCUGAUGCCAGACCCCUAAAGCCUCUCAUUGCAGUCUGCCAGACGACCUCGAUCCCCAACAAAGACCAUAACAUGGAAUGCUGUUCACGCCUCAUCCGGGAGGCAGCCCAGCGGGGCGCCUGCAUUGUCUUCCUCCCUGAAGCCUUUGACUUCAUUGGCAGCAACACAGAAGAGACCCUCAGCUUGGCUGAGCCCCUGGAAGGUGAUCAUGUCCAGCAUUAUGCUGGCCUAGCCAGAGAUUGUGGGGUCUGGUUGUCCCUCGGAGGUUUCCAUGAGAGAGGCAGUGAUUGGGAAAGCACACACCGAAUCUACAAUUGCCACCUCCUUCUGGAUCCCAAAGGAAACCUGGCAGCAGCCUAUAGAAAGACUCACCUGUGCGAUGUGGAGCUGGAGGGACGGGUGUCCAUGAAGGAAAGUGCCUUCACCAAUCCGGGUUUGGAGAUUGUAUCCCCUGUCAAUACCCCAGCUGGAAAGGUUGGCCUGGCAAUCUGUUACGACCUACGUUUCCCGGAAAUGUCACUCGCUCUGGCCCAGGAAGGGGCGGAGAUUCUGACCUAUCCCUCCGCCUUCACAGUGACCACAGGCUCUGCCCACUGGGAGGUGCUGCUGCGAGCUCGUGCCAUUGAGACCCAAUCCUACGUGGUAGCAGCUGCUCAGACAGGCAAGAACCACGAAAAACGCACCUCCUACGGCCAUGCCAUGAUAGUAGACCCCUGGGGCAGUGUCAUCGCCCAGUGCCAAGAGGGACCAGGGGUCUGCUACGCCGAGAUUGACCUGGCUUACUUGCGCCGCAUCCGGCAGGAGAUACCCGUCUUCCACCACCGUCGGACUGACCUCUAUGGCCGGGUAGCCCCUCUGAAGAGCCCUGUGACAUCAUGACUGGGCAGCGUGCCUGCUGCACCCAGAACUCCCAGCUGCUGUUGGACUGGCCUCCAGAAUCAGGGGGUAUUACUCACAUAAUCGUGAGGAAAGGAGCAGCCUGUUUUUUCCUGGACCUAAUCGAUUGGCACGGUUAAUUUGCGCACUGCCAAAGAGCUGUGGUUCUUGUGGGAGUGGGUAUAAAGUGGGACUGACAAACUGGGGACCCGUAUAUGCCAGAUUUAAGAACGCUGCUGCUAGAAAACCAACUCCUGCCCACUCCUGCCGUCACUGGAAAUAUCAUCUUGGUCACAGAUUCCUUCUAUGCCUCUGCACUUCAGCAGUUUCCAGUAGAUCACCUUUCACCUAAAUAAACCUUUAUUGUCACUUAA